GCAGCGGCGGUGGCGGCGGCUCGGAGCGGUGGCGGCGCUGCGCUGCGGUUGCGCCAUCUGUCAGCAGCCGCGCGGGGUGCGCAGCGCAGCGCAGUGAGCGCGGACGGAUCGGAGGCAGCGCCCGUGGCAGCCCCGCGCCCUGCUGGGCUGUGCCCGCCCGCGGUGCGCAGCGGAGGGGCCACCGGCGAGAGAGGCGAGGAGAUGUGAGAGCCGGCCCCGCGCUGCGCCGCACAGGGCACGUUUCUGAGCCAUUUUUGAGGAGAUGUGGUGAAUGUAAACUUGCUGUCUUGGGGGGGAAAUUCUGCUGAGGCUUGCAUUAGCUCUUUUGGCCACGGCGUUUCAUUUGGAAUCCAUGUUCAGCUGAUUGCCCACCAGGACACCCAAUCUCAUAUUUAGUCUCUGCUUCAGAGGAUAGAGUCCUCUCUCUCCCUCUCAUCCUGAUUUUAGAUAAUGGGCUGUGUGCAAUGUAAGGACAAAGAGGCAACAAAACUGACUGACGAGAGGGAUGGGAGUUUAACGCAAAGCUCAGGCUACCGCUAUGGCACAGAUCCCACGCCACAGCACUAUCCAAGCUUCGGUGUGACUUCAAUUCCAAACUACAACAACUUCCAUGCCACAGGAGGCCAAGGACUGACGGUGUUUGGUGGAGUCAACUCCUCCUCUCACACAGGAACACUGCGUACAAGAGGAGGAACGGGUGUAACUCUUUUUGUGGCGCUUUAUGACUAUGAAGCAAGAACAGAAGAUGACUUAAGUUUUCACAAAGGAGAAAAAUUUCAAAUUCUUAACAGCUCGGAAGGAGACUGGUGGGAGGCUCGGUCCCUGACAACAGGCGAAACUGGUUACAUUCCCAGUAAUUAUGUGGCUCCAGUCGAUUCCAUCCAAGCAGAGGAGUGGUACUUUGGCAAACUUGGCCGAAAAGAUGCUGAGAGGCAGCUGUUGUCAUUUGGAAACCCAAGAGGUACCUUCCUGAUCCGGGAAAGUGAAACUACCAAAGGUGCCUACUCCCUUUCUAUUCGUGACUGGGAUGAGGUCAGAGGUGAUAAUGUGAAACACUACAAAAUCAGAAAACUUGACAAUGGUGGAUAUUAUAUCACAACUCGGGCACAAUUUGAAACUCUUCAGCAGCUGGUUCAGCAUUAUUCAGAAAGAGCUGCAGGUCUUUGCUGCCGCUUAGUAGUCCCCUGUCAUAAAGGAAUGCCAAGGCUUACUGAUCUGUCUGUCAAAACCAAAGAUGUCUGGGAAAUUCCACGAGAAUCCCUACAGUUGAUCAAGAGACUGGGAAAUGGGCAGUUUGGGGAAGUAUGGAUGGAGAAAGCUGAUGGUUUGUGUUUUAACUUAACUGUGAUUGCUACGAAUAAUACCCCACAAACUGUUGGAUUGGCUAAAGAUGCAUGGGAAGUUGCACGUGAUUCAUUGUUUCUGGAACAGAAGCUUGGUCAGGGCUGUUUCGCUGAAGUGUGGCGUGGUACGUGGAAUGGAAAUACUAAAGUGGCUAUCAAGACUCUGAAGCCUGGCACUAUGUCUCCAGAAUCAUUCUUGGAGGAAGCCCAAAUCAUGAAGAAGCUACGGCACGACAAGCUGGUGCAGCUCUAUGCUGUGGUGUCGGAGGAGCCCAUCUACAUCGUCACGGAGUACAUGAGCAAAGGGAGCUUGCUAGACUUCUUAAAAGAUGGAGAAGGAAGAGCUCUGAAGCUACCAAACUUAGUGGACAUGGCAGCUCAGGUGGCUGCAGGAAUGGCAUAUAUUGAACGAAUGAAUUACAUACACAGAGAUCUGCGAUCUGCAAACAUUCUGGUGGGGAAUGGACUAAUAUGCAAGAUUGCUGACUUUGGAUUAGCAAGGCUGAUCGAAGACAAUGAGUAUACAGCAAGACAAGGUGCAAAGUUUCCCAUCAAAUGGACUGCACCAGAAGCGGCAUUGUAUGGACGGUUCACAAUCAAGUCAGAUGUGUGGUCUUUUGGGAUCCUACUGACAGAGCUGGUAACAAAAGGGAGAGUGCCAUACCCAGGCAUGAAUAACCGUGAAGUCUUGGAGCAAGUAGAACGCGGUUAUCGGAUGCCGUGUCCUCAGGACUGUCCCAUCUCCUUGCACGAGCUCAUGAUCCACUGCUGGAAAAAAGACCCAGAGGAGCGUCCAACUUUUGAAUAUUUGCAGGGUUUUCUCGAAGACUACUUCACUGCAACAGAACCCCAGUACCAGCCCGGUGACAACCUGUAAUUCCCUGUUUCUCCACACACUGUCACCAAUUGCCAGGUGUCCCUCAGCCCUGCCCCACCUGCCCUUCAGCGUCCAGCUCCAUGAUCGGCUUCCAGGAGUGCAGCAGCAUCUCCCAGCACUGCUGGGCACAGAGGGGCUGGAGCUGGGAACUCGCGCAGCCCUCACCUAUGACCACUCAUCCUAAUAAUCUGAAUGUUCCUGGAUGAAAAGGAGAAAAACACUUGUUUCUUUUCUUAAUCAGAGACUCCUAAACUGCAUUAUAUCGAUGUUAUGUAAACUGCAAAACCUCUGUUCAUUGUAAAUAGUAACUCAGUGCCAAUAACUGAUCCUAGUGCUUUCCUUUUUUUAAAACGCAAAACCUAUGUGAUUUUAACCGGUCUUCUCCUGAUCCGACUAAAAGUAUUAUUUUCCAGAAGUGGCCUCUUUGUCUAAAACUUUUCUUUUUUUCUUUCUUUUUUUUUUUUUUCUCAUGUUUUAACAAAAAAAAAACAAAAAUCAAAAAAACAAAAAAAAAAUCAGGACAGGUGUUUGGUUUUUUGCUUUUUUAUAUAUAUAAAAUAUAUAUAAUAUAUAUACAUACGUGUACAUACCGUAUAUGGGCGCUGUUGCAGAGGAAGCUCGUUUUGAAUGGAAUGAAUCCCGCUGCAGCAGUACCCAGACGAGUGAGGAUUUUACUGCAGACAUGAAAACACUGGCGGGAUGGUGGAGGCCAGUGGUCUAAUUUUUGGCUUUUGCCAAGCAUGAUUUUUUUAAAUUGGAUUGCACUUUUUUUUUUGUUUGUUUCUGAUGAUGUACCUGUAGAUGGUUGUAACUUUGCUCUUUCAGGAACCAUGUGCUGUAUUUACAGUAAUGUUUCCCACGUUGAACAAGUGUGCGAUGGUUUGUUCUUGAAACGAAAGCGAGCGUAUUUAAAGCGAGAGAACUACAGCAUCACCCUUGGAACUGGAAAAUGGAAACUGCGAGGACUUCUUGUAUCAGAACGUGUGUACCGGAGCCUUUCAAAAAGAUUUAUUAAACCGUGUAACCACAUCCAGAUGGUCUUAAAAUCAUAGCAUUUUAGCCAUGUCCGAUGCUAAACUGUUGGUCACGCGACUAGGAUUCUUCUGUUUUACGUGUAACAUCUUUUUUCCAUUGUAAGAUAAGUGUUCAGUGUCCUGUACUGCUAAUGAAAGUACUUUCUCUGUGUCUGCAAGUUCUCCAGUGGAAUUACUAUGCACUUCUUUACAUUUCAUGGGAGAUGCACAGAACAAAGUAUUACCUUUUCGGUUGUCUGUUCCAGCCUUGAAUUACUUACGUUUAACCAAAAAAAAAAAAAAAAAGCAACAAAAAAAAUAACAAAAAAAAAAUUCCUUUCUAUUUCUAUUGAGUUUUUAAUACUGAGUUGCGAAUUUUAAAGUCUUAAUUACAUUUUGUUAUGGUUUAUUUGCAAGUUUACAUUUUAAAACUGUUUAACUUUCUUAAUUUAGUAAUUAAAACAAAGAAAAAAAACCAAAAAAACAAAACAAAGAGCAUUCGACAUUUGGAUAGUUGUUCUUUUGUUUAAAUUGUGGAGAUAACGGUGGAGAGGAGAUAAGGUUUCAAGAAGGGGCGUCUGAGCCCUUUGGGGCUUCGUAUUUGGUAGGAGCGUGCGGACCUAUGGGGUAUCGUUUUCAGAACUCAGAAGCCAGUGGGUUUGCAAGCAGCUGGAGUUCAACUGUAAGAAAGGUGGCUGAGUGCACAGCCGGUCUCUGUUCUGUGGAAGAGAUUCUUCUUCAGUAGUUCCUUUGCUUUUAAUGUGAAUACAAGUGUUGCAGGAAAAAGAAACCUAUGCCUUGCAUUGUUGUCAUUGCUUUCAAAUAUUGCAGCCAAGUCAGACUAAAUGAGGGUUGAAGAGUUUUUGUUUUUUGAUUAUUUAAUAAUUAGGUUGUGAGUCCGCAGUCUGAAUAGCCACACGUUUUCUAAAGAGAACUUUUAUCAGUUCCUGAACGUUCCUGAAACGUUACACGAUGAUGAAUUGAGGUUUGGAAAAAACGUUCUCAUCAUUGUUUCAAUAUUUCCUAUACAAAGCAGUGACUGCAAAUCCUCUUGCAAAGAGAGUUCUGCACUCAGCCUUUCUCUGAGCGUGAAUUUACACAGCAGUGUUGCCUGUUACCAGGCUUCCAUGCUAAAUGGGUUAACCUUUUACGUGUAGAGUCUACAAGCGACGUUAUGUACAUGGCUAUAGUCAAUGUUUCUGUACCUGUAGCUGUGGAACACCGAAGAGGCCAUAAUUCUCGUUGGACUUUUAAAAAUCAGUCUCCUCUUAAUACUUACAAGGUGAGUUGUGGUCCUUUUUCCCACAGCUGGCCCCUGCCUUAAAGCAUCACCCCACUGUGCUAAGCUCUGCAGCAGCUCGGCUGGCUGGUGAAGCCAAAACGUCACGUACCCAGAUGAGGGUGGCAAAGCACGGUCAUUCUUCCAAGCUCUAUAGCAGAUGGGAUGAGGCUAAAACAUUUGGGAUUUUGCCCGUGUUUCUCAUUGGAAGUAAGACUGAGAUGGAGAGUCGUUGGGAUUUUAUGGCCUUUAUUUCUGAUUCUCGGGUUUGCGGUUCCUCGUGUCACAUUCAGCCUGUGAGUGCCUGCCCGUAGCCAUGUGCAGGCUGCUGCUCCUACUUGGGGGCAGAUCCAGACCAUUUCUCAUCGGUAGCUCUUCUGCUUCUUUUUCUUAAUGUUGGGAGUUUUGUUGUUUGGGUUUUUUAAUCUCUCAAAUAAAAGACAUUAGUAAAAUUUAAA
This is a messenger RNA of Coturnix japonica (Japanese quail), 4970 nucleotides long. RefSeq names its product FYN proto-oncogene, Src family tyrosine kinase (gene FYN). Gene Ontology annotation, molecular function: protein binding; ATP binding; protein tyrosine kinase activity. The record is from RefSeq and is a predicted model, not a curated record. NCBI's taxonomy places the organism in Eukaryota, Metazoa, Chordata, Aves, Galliformes, Phasianidae. Gene Ontology annotation, biological process: protein phosphorylation.